CCGAUAAGGGAGUCAACGUAUGCAUCCAUAUAUGCAUUGACACAAACAAUAAACAGGAGCACGAGAUGCAUGCGCACAACACGCAAAGCAGACACACUCGCAGUCACGUACAGACAUAGACACACGACGGGCAGACAGAGCGUAUACCCGUGUACGAUCAACCGACAUACGGGCAAUCGUCCAGUCAGACACAUCCAUGCUUCACCGGAUGAUGAAGCACUCGUGAAUCACCCAACGGAUGAGUGCUGUACAGCACGCCAUGAAUGAGUGCAUCCACCCACCCACGCGUCACCUACUUCACCCAAAAGCUCCCGCUCUCGUCUUAACACAUCAUUGAAAUAACAAACUCUUCCUACCUGUCUGCCUGCCUGCCUGCCUGAGCUUCACGAAACCGCGUGACCGGCCUCGUGCAUAUCGAAAUACUCACUCAUCCAGUCAGCCAGCCGACUACUGACUGAACUACAGCUCACUACGAACUACAGCUCAUCACAAGACAGAGGCCCCAGACAUGAUACACACAUACAUGCCGACACACACUUGACACGAAAACAUACAUACAUACAUACAUGUCGAACGAACGAACGAAUGAACGAUGGAAAUGGGCACAAGGGCAAAUGAACAAGUGAACCAGCACUCAUCAGCAGGAUGACGUCCGUUGCCCUGAGAACCUGACAGAAUGUCCACACACAACCACACAUGGAUGACGUCAUCAGCUCAGCGCAAAUCAUCAAUGAGUGAAUGCGCGUCGAUCAACACCACGUACCUUGGUUUUCGGCUCACGACCUCCCGUAGAGGUAGAAGCCGACCCAGGGGAUGUGGUGGUUCGGCAAUGGCACCUCCUUCUCGUACGUGCACUUAUAGAACUCAGGCCACUCCACUGAUUGUUGCAAAGAAGGAAAGGAAGCCACACAUACACAUACAUAUGCUGACUGCUGGUACAUGCAGCGCCUGUUGGCCUAUGGUAGGUCACUUACCACAUUGCUUGAAGCCGAUCUCCUUGACCUCGAAGCACUUGUCCUCCAUCCGCGAGCACGGCAUCGGCACACUGAUAUCAAUGAACCUAUGUACGCCACACACCACAGUCAGACACAGACAUGUCAUGGCGUAAGAGUGUGUGUGUGUAUGAGCCGUGCACACCUGGAGUAGCUGGCCACGCCGCCUCGCACUUCCAAAUUCGUGACAAUUAUCUUGUCUGCCAUUUCUCGGAGGUCAGGCACGCCAAGAGAUGCCGUGUCCAGGUCCGUGAAAGCGUUCUCCCCUCGACGACGCAUGCAAUCCUGCAUCUCGCUUGGAAUUUUCUCGGGAAUUGACUCAAGCAGGGUCACGUCAAACAACACGUCAUCGAAGUCCGUAAACAGUGACUUGACUUGCUCAAACGCCUCAGCCACCUACCGGACACCCCAGACGCAGCACACGCACCAGUGUAACCCAUCUGUGUCUCAGGUGUGGCACAAGCUCACGUACCUUGGUGCCUCCCUUCAGCCCCUCCACCAUCGACGGCAGGUCUGGUGCCUGGCCACUGGAAAUGGCCUCAGCAAUAGUCUCCCGAUAGUUCAUCAGCUUGUAAAGGUCCUCGGCGGCCUGCAGCGCGUCCAGAACCGCAGGGACGGUGUCCAUGAGUGUCGUCAGUCUCUCGAUCUUGCCCGCCAUCUCGUCCAGCUGGGCGAUGCGGGACUGCUCUACACUGGUUUUGUUCUCGCUGGCACAUGCUUCAAGGUCAGCACGGGUCUUGCGAAGGAGCUGAGGGACCCUCUCGAGGACGUUCAUGCGAUCGGUUACAGCUGAGGUGACAGUGUUGAUCCGAUCGACGAUAUCGUCUUUGAGAGCCACAAAGUCAUCGGCCAAUCUGUCAGCGGAAUUCUCCUGCAAUGCAGCACAUGUGAAGCAGCGUGUUUGUGAAUCUGGGGUCAUGUCGGGCGUGAAUGUGCUGUGUAUGUACCAGAUAGAGGCGGAAUUCGUGGAUCAGUUGGUCACAUGAAGCGCCGGGGAAUAUACAGCCUGCACCGAGCAAAACCGAUCUGCACAAAGAAACGUGCUCUGAGAUGUGAAAGGGCACGACACAUGCGGCUGACAUCAGUGGCCUCGCGCACCUUCUGGUAGAAGGCCAAGUCGAUCUCCUCCAGCUCGGUGACGCGAUACAGUGAAGCACCGCGACCGUCUCGGAUCUCAGCCAGGACAUUGUCCUUGUCCGGCUCUUGCACGUUCAACCCCAGGUCGAUCAGACAGUUCUGCACCUUGAGACCCGACUGCACACACACACGAGAGAGAGAGAGAAACAGGGAGAGGCGAAUGCACACGCACGAUUACUCUUUCUCGCCUCAUUCAUGUGCCCACCGUGAGAGCGGCAGAGAUCGCCAGACUAUAGUGGACGCUUUCAAAGGAGUUCUGCAGCCCCUCUCGCAGAAUCUUAUCAGCCAAUUUGAAGCACUCGCAGCUCGCCUCGAGGGUCCUCGUCACAUCGCCACCAAUCAUCGAGCUGAGGGACUUUUCCUCAUACUUGAUCGAUGCACCCGAGGGCACCCUAUUAUCUAUGUACACACAGCCAGAGCGCACAGUCGCCCGCAUUCCAUACUCGCGGCCCUGUCUGGCUUUCCUGUUUCAGCCCCGCUUACCGCAUGUAGCCGCGACAGGAACACGAACACGGAUCCCUGCGACGCGCCGCCGCUCGAUACGAAUGCAGGGUGUUCUUAUGGUGCGGUAGUCGAUCUCGACUCCCGUCGGAAUUUUGAUGCUCGAGCUCAGGGCGUCCACAGCCGUCGGGCAAAUGCUGCCGAUCGCUGCACAUGGACAGUCAAUUAGCAGGCACCACACACACACACAUACACACAGUGUGCGAAUCAAGGCGUGUCGUCUUGUGCGUGCUCUGACCUCACCUUGUGCCUGUGUGCGACGACGCGCCUGACUCAGUAAGUCCGUUUCCGUCCCUGCCAGCCAGACAUACACACACGCAACAACACACACAACGACGAUACAGCAGAUCUAUGUACCCUGCACUGCGGGUGCGUGACGCCCUCCUGUGUGUGCUACGUCCGCCCUGCGUACCUUGGCCAUAGACGGAGGCGACCAAGGCAAGCACCAAUACCACACUCUUGAGCGACAUUGACUCAGUCAAAUCUGACGGACUGUGCUGCAGCAGAUUGAAGAUUGCACCAGCCUUCGGGAAGAGAAGACAAGGGGUCAGUGAACAACGGGAGACAAGGAGAGGUAGAGGACACGUUGUCUUCUCUCUCUCUGAUCUGUCCUGGGAGCGGCAGGGAUGAGCGCUAUCAUGAUCAAAAU
Vitrella brassicaformis is the source of this 3279-nucleotide messenger RNA. Lineage: Eukaryota; Vitrellaceae. The record is from the annotation of a GenBank genome assembly.